This is a messenger RNA of Thlaspi arvense, 927 nucleotides long. NCBI's taxonomy places the organism in Eukaryota, Viridiplantae, Streptophyta, Magnoliopsida, Brassicales, Brassicaceae. The record is from the annotation of a GenBank genome assembly.
UCCAGAUAACCUUUUUCCAACGCCAAACCAAAAAAAUAAACUUUUAUUUUUAUCAAAGACGAAGCUGCAUUAGAAAUGGAGUUGGAUCUUGAUCUCACUCUUUCACCUCAUACUUAUUCAUCAAAGUUCGGGUUUGACUUUGACCUCAACAAGCAUUGUGCGAUUGAGGGUGUUGCCUCUUGUUUGGAUUCCGAAAAACUGCGUUUUAGGGAGAUGUUUGGAUCGGAGAAUAUCGAAGAAGAUUGUCAUAUGUUGCCAAAACCGCGUUUGUUUUCUCUGAAUGGCCAGCCAAACGAAGAAGAUGGAGAUCCUUUGGAAUCCGACUCUUCCAUUGUUUACGAUGAGGAGGAAAAUAGCGAAGUCGUGGGAUGGCCACCGAUAAAGUCAUGUAUGACAAAGUAUCAUAAUUAUCGUCAUUAUAGUCGCCAAGAUUGUGAUAGAGAAGAUACAAACUACACAUUCACCUUCCAUGGGAAAGAGGGUGACUGGCUAUUACCAGGAGAUGUUCCAUGGAAGAUCUUUGCUGAAUCUGUUCAUCGAAUAUCAAUAACUAGAGAUUGUCGGUGUGCCUAUACAAAACUUUUGUUUUAAGGAUGAAAGUUCAAAGCGGACUAUUAUUUUGUAAUUAAAAUGUCUAUCAGAUAAGAAAUUUCCCCUUUAUAUGAAAUUCAAUGACUGUUAGCGGAUCAGUUUCGAAGAAACCUUGAAGACUUGCCUAAAAUUUCAGGUGGAAUAUGGGAAAAAUUCUUUAGUCGGCAGAAAAGUAAUAAUAUCUCCGGAGAUACACUCAUGCAAAAUAACUAAGUAAGAGAAUACGAGUAUAUUAUUAAGCCCAAAAGAGGAGAAACUGUGAGAAACGUUCUCCUCGAUAUUUCUAAAACAUAAAAACUCUUCUUUUGUUACAUCUACAAACUUGCCGGAUUAAAC